Messenger RNA from Caenorhabditis briggsae, 741 nucleotides. Bases 1 to 741 code for a protein of 246 amino acids. The record is from RefSeq and is a predicted model, not a curated record. NCBI's taxonomy places the organism in Eukaryota, Metazoa, Nematoda, Chromadorea, Rhabditida, Rhabditidae. The transcript has 5 exons.
AUGAAGAUUCAAAGUGUCUUCCUUCUUUUGGGAGUAGCUAUUUUCAGCACCACAUUUGCUGCGAAUAUGUUUGAGGCCAGUCAGGAUUUUGAGUUGAAGAAACCGCUAGUGGUUCCUGCUGCCGAAGCCAGCUACCACUACACGAUGAUCGAGGUUGACACGUUGGCAGCCGCCCAUGAGCCGCUUUUCGGACUUAUUGGAGUCAUGCUCCUUGACGGCGUGUUUACAUUCUCGGGAAUCGAGGAGACCUAUCUGUUGAAACUCAGAGAGGAGAAAGGGAAAAGAUGCAUGCCCUUCAAGGGCAUCAAUGUUGUCCACAAGUGUAACCACGAGUACUUUGCCUUGAAUGCCGAUUUCGUCAACAUGAAGAAAACGACAUUCCGCCAGACAGACAGCCUUGACACUAUCUGCCUCAAACUCAACGAACAACAAUCGCCUCGAAAGUUCAACGGAGCAAACGACUUGGGACUCAAAGGAAAGAAGUCGUCAAAUCUUGUAGUUCGUUUUGGAGAUCGUGUUCUGAUGGCCUAUAAACCUGGGGCCAACUAUAACAAGUGCAUUGGAACCUACGACGCCGAAGACGACUACUUCACAUGCAUGAUGCCAAACAACAAAGGAGUUCUUGAAGGAUUCGAGAUGACCAGCUUCUUGUACGAGACGCUGCAAGGCAAACCGCACAGAGCGGAUAACACGGUGGAAGUGUUCUGCAAAGUGCCACACGUCUAUCCAAACUCGAGAUAG